Triplophysa rosa is the source of this 813-nucleotide messenger RNA. RefSeq names its product von Willebrand factor D and EGF domain-containing protein-like. The transcript has 8 exons. Bases 90 to 779 code for a protein of 229 amino acids. Lineage: Eukaryota; Metazoa; Chordata; Actinopteri; Cypriniformes; Nemacheilidae. Gene Ontology annotation, molecular function: Notch binding. The record is from RefSeq and is a predicted model, not a curated record.
GUGAUCCUGCCUGUCAGAAUUCAGGAGUGUGUGUCGCUCCGAACACAUGUGACUGUCCGCCCGGUUACCCUGGGCCGGGAUGCUCUGCCAUGUGUUCUCCGCCCUGCACUCAUGGAGGUUCAUGUAUGAGGUGGAACAUCUGCUUGUGUCCCCCAGGCUGGACGGGUGACGGCUGCCACACAGCUGUGUGUGAUCUUCCAUGUGGUAAUGGUGGACGUUGUGUCGCUCCAAACACCUGUCAGUGUCCCUCAGACUACAGCGGACCUCAGUGUCUCAUUCCUCUCUGCUCUCCUCCGUGUGUUAAUGCUGGCAGGUGUGUGGACAUCAACACCUGCAGCUGUUUGGACGGUUGGGAAGGCGCUCGCUGUCAGAUAGAACCCGUCAGAUGUGUGCCGUCAUGUAAGAACGGUGGAGUGUGUGUUGGCCUGAACAGAUGUCAGUGUGUGGACGGAUUCACAGGACACCUCUGCGAGACAGCUGUCAUCACACCAUGUGUUCCGCCCUGCCAUCACGGAGCCUCCUGUGGUCCUCACAACACCUGUGUGUGCUCGAAGGGAACCAGUGGCUUACGCUGUGAGAAACUCACGUGUCCUGUGGUGACUGUGGUGGUCAGUAUGGCUCGUGCGGUGCGUAAAGGCUUCAGAGAGAGUUAUGUGGACCGCUGCGGACCCCUCGGUGUCCAACUCUGCACUAAAUACAGGAUAAACCAGGCACGUGUGUACCUGCAGGCGUACAGGGUGGGCUACAAGAUCCAGUGUGCAGACAGCACAAGACCAUGAAGAACAGGACACGACGCACAAAACACACACAGAC